ACUUAAUGUAAACACUAAACAAAUGAAGGACUGACAAAGUCUUUACCUUUGGCUUUGGGUCAAGUUGUGUUCUUUGAAUAGAAAAUUCACCAAUUUUGGUCAACACACAAAGGAGAUGAUAAUUUUCUAGUCUCCGUUUCAGAUCUGCUGCCCUUCCCGACAUCCGCGGAAUUUCUUCACAAAAAAAAUCGUUGUCUGGAAUUCCCUUUCCGAACCGGUUCCUCCGUCUGAAUCCUCGGCGAAGAGAAAUGACUCUUCCGGCGGUAGAAAAUGACGGUGGCUCUGUUUUUCCGGCGGUCUCUAUCGGAAACAAGCGGAAUAAGUAUCAGAGAAUGGACUCCGACGCAGAGGGAACUCGUGAGGAUAAUCAUCGCAGCAGAUCCAGAAAAUACGUUAUGGCCUGCGCCUUCUUUGCGUCCUUGAACAACGUUCUUCUCGGAUACGAUGUUGGUGUAAUGAGCGGUGCGGUGUUGUUCAUACAGCAGGAUCUCAACAUAACCGAAGUGCAGACGGAAGUCCUCAUCGGCAGCCUCAGCAUCAUCUCUCUCUUCGGCAGCUUAGCCGGCGGCAGAACCUCUGACUCCAUCGGCAGGAAAUGGACCAUGGCCUUGGCUGCUCUUGUCUUCCAGACCGGCGCUGCCGUCAUGGCGGUUGCUCCUUCCUUCGAGGUUCUCAUGAUCGGAAGAACUUUUGCUGGGAUUGGUAUCGGACUCGGCGUCAUGAUUGCUCCUGUCUACAUCGCGGAGAUAUCUCCCACGGUGGCUAGAGGCUUCCUUACUUCGUUCCCUGAGAUCUUUAUCAACUUAGGGAUCUUGCUCGGCUAUGUCUCCAACUACGCCUUCUCGGGGCUCUCCGUGCAUAUCAGCUGGAGGAUCAUGCUUGCUGUUGGUAUCCUUCCUUCGGUCUUUAUAGGAUUUGCGCUUUGCGUGAUCCCUGAAUCGCCUAGGUGGCUGGUGCUGAAGGGUCAAGUGGACAGAGCACGAGAGGUGCUCAUGAAGACGAACGAGAGAGAUGAUGAAGCUGAAGAGCGGCUUGCUGAGAUACAACUGGCGGCUGCGAAGACAGGAGGCGGAGAGGAGAGACCCGUGUGGCGUGAGCUUCUUAGCCCAUCUCCUGCUGUAAGAAAAAUGCUCAUCGUUGGAUUUGGGAUACAGUGUUUCCAGCAGAUCACAGGUAUCGACGCCACAGUCUACUAUAGCCCAGAGAUUCUGAAAGAGGCAGGGAUACAAGACGAGACCAAGCUGCUCGCUGCAACUGUUGCUGUCGGGAUUACGAAAACGUUGUUCAUACUCAUCGCCACCUUCAUGAUCGAUAGCGUUGGAAGGAAACCGCUGCUUUACGUGAGCACAAUUGGAAUGACUCUGUGUCUCUUUAGUCUAAGCUUCACUCUCACGUUUCUCGGCCAAGGAACGCUUGGCAUAGCCUUGGCGCUUCUUUUUGUUUGCGGGAAUGUUGCUUUCUUCUCUAUUGGGAUGGGCCCUGUCUGCUGGGUCUUGACGUCGGAGAUCUUCCCGUUACGGCUAAGAGCGCAGGCAUCAGCGCUUGGAGCUGUCGGGAACAGGGUCUGCAGCGGUCUGGUGGCCAUGUCUUUCCUUUCGGUGUCACGCGCCAUCACUGUCGGAGGAACGUUCUUUGUAUUCUCCCUUGUGUCUGCGCUCUCGGUUGUCUUUGUGUACAUGCUAGUCCCGGAGACGAGUGGGAAGUCGCUGGAGCAAAUAGAGUUGAUGUUUCAGGGUGGGAUGGAAAUGAAAGGCGCUGAAGUUGAGCUUGGAGAUGCUGAGCGUCUUGUGCGCAAGGAUCAAGAGUUUUGAAUGUUGAGGGCAGAAUUGGACAUGUUAAACCAGAAGAGGCAGAAGAGAAGAGAUACUUUGUUGUGUUCGGUUCAUGUUUUAGAUCCAAUGAAAGUAAGACAGAUUUUGCAAGUGCGUUUGAUGGGUGGUGUAUACAUAUUCCAGGAAGACAAGUGCUCUGUAUUUUUUUCCCUUGUUUCAUGAAGAAACCAUGUAAUACUCAGAGACAAUACAGAAAGUUCGAACCUUUGUUGUCA
Messenger RNA from Brassica oleracea var. oleracea, 2047 nucleotides. Its product is annotated as probable polyol transporter 4. The transcript is spliced from 2 exons. Bases 249 to 1811 code for a protein of 520 amino acids. Gene Ontology annotation, cellular component: membrane. The record is from RefSeq and is a predicted model, not a curated record. Gene Ontology annotation, molecular function: myo-inositol:proton symporter activity; carbohydrate:proton symporter activity. NCBI's taxonomy places the organism in Eukaryota, Viridiplantae, Streptophyta, Magnoliopsida, Brassicales, Brassicaceae. Gene Ontology annotation, biological process: transmembrane transport.